AUGGUGGGUCAAAUUAAAGAGCUCUCUUCUUGUAUUGAUGAAGUCGCACCAGUAGUUGUCAAUUUAGAUGCUAUUAAUUCAACUUUGCGCACAUCAGGUGUGUCAUCCACUGAAGACUGUGAGGAGCAAAUAUCGGAACUUGAAAGCCUCUUGGAUUCCCAGGUUUAUACGGUUGAGAACAAGACAGAACUGGAUGAAUUCAUUCCCUCUGCAAAGGAAAUUUACAGAUUUUAUGAUCCAACACCUUUGAGUUUGGAUUUGAAAGCAAACUUGGAAUCCUCAUGGUUGAAGUUUGAUAAUACUUUACUCGAGUUACAAGCCUUAUUGCCAACUCACUACGGAGAUAUAGAUGACAAACACAAGACACUGCAGAAGAGGUUGUCCAAGUGCCAUGCAAAGAUUUUAUGUUGCCUUGACAAUCUUGGGCUUUUCUGUGCUUAUGAGGCUGUUAAAGUCUGUUUGGAGAGUGCACCUGGCAUCAUAGAAGAAUGUGAGAUAUAUAGAAAAAGUUUUUUGCAAUGUCAAUAUUUUCUUGAGGAAGUGUUAUCCAUCCUUGGGAAAUCAUUGCCACACGGUAUGUUGUUUGUUGCUAUUCAACUUUAUUAA
Molecule: messenger RNA, 606 nt
Organism: Ilex paraguariensis (yerba mate)
Lineage: Eukaryota; Viridiplantae; Streptophyta; Magnoliopsida; Aquifoliales; Aquifoliaceae
Source: the annotation of a GenBank genome assembly